CAAUUGCUUUAUACAAACUGUGAUCAUUUGUGUUUCUGGGUGAUUUUCACGGUCUUAAACAUGCCACACGUCGAUCACAGCAUCAAACUCGAUUUUAAAGAUGUACUCAUCAAGCCAAAGAGAAGUACCAUACGCAGUAGAGCCGAUGUUGAUCUGUCCAGGCAUUUCACAUUCCGAUAUGCCAAGAAACGGUUCCCAGAYGAUACUAUUCCCAUUGUUGCGGCCAACAUGGAUACCAUUGGAACAUUUGAGCUUGCAGAGGCCCUCGCACAGCACAAAGUUUUAACAGCAAUCCACAAGCACUAUCCCGUUGAGGCUUGGAAAGAAUUUGGUGAAAAACAUCCUGAAGUUUUACCUUAUGUAAUGGCUAGCUCUGGUAUGAUGGAAAAAGACAUGGAAAAAUUAAAGAAGAUCAUCGAGGUUUGUCCAGCUGUUCCAGCCAUCUGUCUUGAUGUUGCCAAUGGUUACUCUGAGCACUUUGUAGAAUUCAUCAAAUCAGUCAGGCAUCAAUUCCCUGAGCACAUCAUUAUUGCUGGAAAUGUUGUCACAGGAGAAAUGGUUGAACAGCUCAUUCUUUCUGGUGCAGACAUUGUUAAAGUUGGUAUAGGACCAGGCUCUGUUUGUACCACCAGACAACAAACAGGAGUAGGCUAUCCACAGUUGAGUGCUGUUUUGCAAUGUGGAGAUGCAGCGCAUGGAUUAAAAGGGCAUAUUAUAUCAGAUGGUGGUUGUACUUGUCCUGGAGAUGUGUCUAAAGCAUUUGGUGCUGGAGCUGACUUUGUCAUGAUGGGAGGAAUGCUAGCAGGGCAUGAUCAGUCAGGAGGAGAACUCAUAGAAAGAGACAACAAGAAAUACAAGAUAUUCUACGGCAUGAGCUCUUGCACUGCUAUGAAGAAACACGCUGGAGGUGUUGCAGAGUACAGGUCAUCAGAAGGGAAGACUGUAGAAGURCCAUACCGUGGUAAUGUCCACGACACAGCCCGUGACAUAUUGGGCGGAGUUAGGUCCACUUGUACUUACGUUGGCGCUAGCAAGCUCAAGGAGUUGCCCAAGAGGACGACAUUUAUAAGGGUCACAAUGCAGCUCAAUCAAAUCUUUUCUUAAAUAUCUUAAAGGAAAAAAUGAAAUCUUCUGGAAUUGUAUGAAMCUUUAAUAAUUUAUGAUUACACUAUAUCAGGGCUCGAAAUAACGGCCAGACAUAUGCAGGACAAGAUGUCCUUCCAAAUUUAUUUUUGGAAAGUCAUGUUGAGUUUUGAAAGGACAAAAACUUUAUAUACUGUUAUUUUCUUUUAAUUCAUAGGUUUUUGUAUUUCAGAAAGAUUGACAAGCAUUUUGAUGGAUGUAAAAGAAUUUUUUAAGGGAAUUGAGAAUUGAUUUGUCUAAAAAUGUGGCAGGUCAGUCUGUCCUUUCAAAACCCGAUUUGGCUGGUCAUCUAGCAAAUUUGGAAGGACAUUGUCCUUUGACCAGCCGUUAUUUUGAGUCCUGAAUAUGGAAUAGACCUAAUCGGCUAAGGUGUUGCCAUGUACCUAAUUAACUGUGAAAUGAAGAUACAACAAAGAAGCUUACUCCUGGGUAGUUUGAACUGGGUGGAAAUGUUUAUAGCAACUUGUUAGCCAAUUUGGUAUAUUAUUAACACAGAUCAAUAUUAUAACUUCUUUAUCGAUUCAGUUURAAUAACUCAGCAGGUAAAAUAAUGUAGUAUGUCAGGGAGUGCUUUAAAAGAUACCAGAGCUGUUAUAUUUAUGGAAAUUGUUGUUGAAACGUUUUUGUGUAUAUUUGUUUGUUAAUUUUACGUUUAUGCUUUGCUAAUGUAUUGGAGACUAGAAAUAAAGUAAUAUUUAUUCUAGAA
Exaiptasia diaphana is the source of this 1849-nucleotide messenger RNA. RefSeq names its product GMP reductase 2. The record is from RefSeq and is a predicted model, not a curated record. Gene Ontology annotation, cellular component: GMP reductase complex. Gene Ontology annotation, biological process: nucleotide metabolic process. Lineage: Eukaryota; Metazoa; Cnidaria; Anthozoa; Actiniaria; Aiptasiidae. Gene Ontology annotation, molecular function: GMP reductase activity. The transcript has 10 exons. The coding region runs from base 61 to 1104 and encodes 347 amino acids.